This is a messenger RNA of Vavraia culicis subsp. floridensis, 1302 nucleotides long. RefSeq lists its product as uncharacterized. The transcript has a single exon. Gene Ontology annotation, molecular function: microtubule motor activity; microtubule binding; ATP binding. Lineage: Eukaryota; Fungi; Microsporidia; Pleistophoridae. The record is from RefSeq and is a predicted model, not a curated record. Gene Ontology annotation, biological process: microtubule-based movement. Bases 1 to 1302 code for a protein of 433 amino acids.
AUGUCAGAAAAAGUGAGUGUGUAUGUUAGAGUGAGGAAUAACUUAGAAAAGGGACUGGAUAAGGACAGAAAUGACAUUUGGUUCCUGAAGGACGAUUUGCUGCAUCAGAGGGUUGAUGAAGAUAAUUUUAUAAGCUAUUUUUGCUACAAAAAGGUUUUCUACAUGGUCAACAAUUGUGAUUUGUACAAAGAAUGUAUAGAACCGAAUAUUCAGCCGUUCAUGUCGGGCAAAUCGUUGACCGUGUUCGCAUAUGGCCAAACUGGAAGUGGAAAAACGCAUACAAUGACGGGAAAACAAACGGACAUGGGAAUAAUCGGGAGAACGCUUGAGGCUAUUUACGACAGCAUGAACGGCUCAGCUGAGUGUUAUCUAUCGUAUUUUGAGAUUUACAACGAAAACAUCAUCGAUCUGAUCAAUACCAGCAAUAAGCCGCGAAUUUUCACCUAUAACAAUGAAUUAAUCGUCAAAGGAAUAGAAAAAACACCUGUUGCGAGCUUGGAAAAGUCGUUGCGGCUUAUAACCGGCUGUGAAGAAAGACGAAAAACAGGACAAACACUGUUUAACAUAAGAAGUAGUAGGUCGCACACUAUUUUCAAACUAGAACUAAAAAAUGCGAACACCACGUCAAUGAUGACGUUGAUAGACUUGGCAGGCAGUGAAAAGGCAUCAGGAACGUCUUUGCGCAUCAGAGAAGGCGUUUAUAUAAAUAAGAGCUUGUUAGCGCUUGGCAAGGUAAUUAAUUCGCUGAAUAAAAACGAAUUCACAAGCUACAGAGAGUCCAAGUUGACACGUGUUUUACAGUCCUCCAUGACAGGAAAUGUAACACUCAUAGCUCUUUGUAUGAUAUCACCUGAUCAAAAAUGUCUGGAUGAAUCAAUCAGUACAUUAAAUUUUGCGUCAAGAUUGUGUCAAAUAGAAAUGAAAAAUCGAAUGUAUAACAGCAAACAAUUGCCAGCUGAGUCUGUUCUCUGUGAUAACUGUAAAAAACAGCUCAACAAGAAAGAGAAAAAACUAUCAGUGGACGAAAUAACAGACAGCUCCUCCGUAGAGGAUUUUACGCUUAUAAACCCCGAUAAAGUAAAGGAAAAAAAUUCGACGGAACAAAUAAUUCACCUGCAGAACAAACGAAUACAUAGUUUGGAAAGUAUGGUCAUCACGUUACUGGGGCAGAAUCCAUCCCAGCGUGAAAACGAGAUAUUUACGCUGGAGAAGAACAUGUUUAAUUUGCAGUUAGAAAUGCUGAAGAAACCGGAUAUGAUCAAAGGUGAUGAAGACUUCGAAAUUAAUCAAAAGAUAUCCUGA